Messenger RNA from Tympanuchus pallidicinctus (lesser prairie-chicken), 9161 nucleotides. It is a transcript of the gene ACSL6, whose product is annotated as acyl-CoA synthetase long chain family member 6. Gene Ontology annotation, biological process: very long-chain fatty acid metabolic process; long-chain fatty acid metabolic process; long-chain fatty-acyl-CoA biosynthetic process. NCBI's taxonomy places the organism in Eukaryota, Metazoa, Chordata, Aves, Galliformes, Phasianidae. The record is from RefSeq and is a predicted model, not a curated record. Gene Ontology annotation, molecular function: arachidonate-CoA ligase activity. The transcript has 24 exons. The coding region runs from base 2867 to 5116 and encodes 749 amino acids. Gene Ontology annotation, cellular component: endoplasmic reticulum; membrane.
AUUCAAUUUCUGCUUGUACUGUUGAAGUGUUGGUCAUCAGCUGAGCUGCAACUGUGCCUUCCUCUGGCCAUAAACCCUGCUGAUUUUGGAUGCUAACCUGUGGAUUGAUCCUGCCUCGACCUCAGACUUCUUCCAUCACCAAACAGUUGCUGAUGGACUGGGUGUUUGGCUGCCAUCCUCAGGCUUGUCCUGCUUGCUGUGCUUGGUUGCUGUGAGGCUGCACUCUGACAGCGAGGCGCCUGCCUUGCCAGCUGCAUUGUGCUUGGCUCCCAGCUCCCUGUCUUUCAGAUAGCAAAUGAUUCUUGCUGUAUUUCUACAGUAACUGUGUACUUGCCAAUAAGAUUGAUGUAGAAUGUUACAAGUUUAUUUUAAAGAAGAGCUGUCAACAAAUAAUAAUAAAAAAAUUGCAAUCAAAAUCGAUAAUACAAAACAUCAGGAUGCUUUAGGUGACUAUGUUUAAUGUAGAGGAGGUAAUUGCUUUUGUUGACUUGAGUGAAGGCUUACAUUUGACUUCUCUCUUCAUCUGGCCAAGAUAUCCUUAAGUCAAAUUCAUGCAUGGAAGGUAGAAAAAAGAAAAGGCUGAGGAAUCUGGAGCAGAAGCAGCAGACAUGGAUGGAACAAGCACUCCUAGGGUGGCGUGCAACACUGAAUACAGCCGGGAGCCUAUGGCAAACCUAUGUGAGGUGACAGACAACAAGGAGUGGCAGCGCUUAAAUAGGAGGUGUGAGCAGCUUCAGAAAAUGGCCUCCUCAGCUGGACCUGGUGAUGGCCAUUCGGGCAACAUUUGCCUCGGUUUGUAAUGAAAAGCUACCGAAGGAUUGAAACAGAAGUCAAGAAUUAGAAAAAGGCUCAUGAGAACUUCACAGAAAGGCAGGAAAUUUGUGGUGAAACACAGGAAGUCAGCAGUCUUUUUUUAGUUGACACCGAGGUUGGAGGAGAUGCUGCUGGAGCUGCUGAGGUCAGGGAAGCUCUUCCUCGCAGAGCACAGGCGGGCACCUCGCAGGUCCCCAGAACCAGGAGGCACAGGUGGUUUUCAUUGUGUCAAUGGCCUUCACUCCUUGGUAAGGAGGAGGAAAGGCCUUUUCAGGACUCGAUGUACAAAUCUUUGCUGUAAACUUCAGUGGAAUUCUGGAAGUUGAUGGACUUUAAGCAGUCCCUGCUGCUCCCUCAGCUUCCCUACAGAGGUAUUAAUUUCUAAGUCCAUCCCCAGAAAGACCAGGAGAUGCUGUGUGAUUAGGACAGCUUAAUUGCUCCUAUCUUUCAGCUUCAGUACUGUCAUAUCUAGGUUUGCAGGAGCCCAGAGGCAGGGCUCAGCAAAUACCAUUGGUGCUUCAGGGGGAGUCCUAGUGGCUGUGGGCUGCAGAUUGCUUGCAGAAAACAAGAUGUGCUAACAGCCUUCAAAAGCAUGGAAGCUGCUGCAUAGAAGAAGGUACAAAGUGAGGAAGGAAAUGUUCUUCCUUAUCAAGAAUGAAUGUUUCAGGAAUAGACUAGACAAAAGCUUUUAAGUAAAACAGCCAUAAAAUGGGACUUGGCAAAAUCAUUUCUCUGCUGCUAGGCAAUCUAAUUUACUUUUAUUUGAUUUUUCUGGGACCAGGUGUAGCUGAAGUCACAAUUGCUGUUGUCUGUGGGGGCCUUUAUCAAGAGAACUGAAGUCUGAAGGUACAGAUACGGUCAUCUUAAGUCUCCACUGCAGCAUUCUUGAGUUUUUUUGUUGUAUGUUUGUUGUAGUUUGUAUUUUUUGCUUUGAGAUGAAGGACUUUGGAAACCCAAUUUACCAGAGCGGUUGGAUGUAGCAAUUUCCUUACAGCUUUCAGCAGUGGGCAGCAGUGACACUAACAGGUGAUACCAGUUUUAGUCAGACGUUGAUCUUCUGUAUGCAGGAAAUUUUAAGUCUUCUUUUUUAAGUGAAUCAGGAGGAAACCACAUUUAAAGUGCCUUUGCCCAUCAAAUGGAAAUUCUUCAUCUACAUCAGCUCUGUUCUCACUUUAGAAAGUCAAAAGCCUUUAUCUUCAAAGAAAAUCACGCUCUAGGCAGGACAGCUUUAAUCACUGAUAAAUGAGGGCUAAUUCCUCACGUGUAGGGGAUGUUUGGUUGCCCCUUGCUCUGCGCUCACAAGGAGUUAAGCAGCUGCUUGCUGAGGUUCUGCCUGCCCUGCAGAUCUGUCAUUCUUGCUGCUCAAGAAAAAGGACACGACGGUGCGUGUUCCACUCCUUGCCACUCCUGACCCAUUUUCCCACUGGCUGUGCUUGCUGGGGAUGUGACAUCCGAGCUCACUGCUGGCGCAGCCGUUGUAAAGCUUUGUUCUGCAAAGCCCUUCUCGUACCGUGGAGCUCAGAUUAAUUUUCUACAACCAGCUUUGUUCGGGGAGAGAUGGAAGCGCUAAGAAUACAAAUCUGUUGACUCCUCCCAUCCGUUUGCCAGCAUAAGCGUUCCAUCUCCUUUUGCAUGUAGCCGUUUGCUGCGUUUCUGAGGUUUUGAUGUAUCUCGCAGCAAUGCCGAUCUGCCUCCAAGCAGUUCUGAUGGAGCUGUCGGUAUUUCCGCUGGUCGGGGCUUUCGGGACCGCUACCACGCGGGUCGCCAUUCAGAGGCAAUUUCACAGACCAAAGGCGAAAAUACCGAUCACUGCGGAAUAAAGUUUCUCCCUUUUCCUCUUUCCUCCGGUGCUCAGAGGGGGGAAGGGACCUGCGCACACCGCCGAGCAGCCUCGCCCGAUGUAAGAAGGAGCCGGAGGGCUGGCCAGGAUGGGGAGAGGAGGAGGAGGGAUGCUAAAAAUACCGCCCUAUGCCGGGCAGCGCGCGGUGCCGGUGCGGGCCGGGUGCGCAGCGUGCGCGCCGCAGUGCGCGGCGGGAGCGGCCGCGCCGCAGGGAUGCUCGCCCCGCUGCUGGGCUCCGCGGGCUCCGGCUGCCUGCUGCUGGAAAUCACCGUGUCGCUCGUGGAGAAGAUGCAAGCUCAGGAAAUCCUGCGGAGCCUGCGGCUCCCCGAGUUCGAUGACCUCAGCCAGUUCUUCCGCAACCUGCCUGCCUCCGCGCUGGUGGGCAUCGGUGCCUUCGCCGCCGUCGUCGCCUACUGGUUUGCCAGUCGGCCCAAGGCUGUGAAGCCGCCCUGUGAUCUGCGCCUGCAGUCGGAGGAGGUCGAGGGCCUGGAUGGGGCACGCCGCUCGGUGAUUGGGGACAGCCCACAGCUGUUGACCCAUUACUACGACGAUGCCAGGACCAUGUAUGAGGUCUUCCGGAGGGGGUUCAGCAUCUCUGAGAACGGCCCCUGCCUGGGCUUCAGGAAGCCCAAGCAGCCCUACCAGUGGCUGUCAUACAAAGAGGUGGCUGAAAGAGCAGAAGCUCUGGGCUCGGGGCUGCUGCAGCAGGGCUGCAAGCCAUCCACAGAGCAGUUCAUUGGGGUCUUUGCCCAAAACCGCCCAGAGUGGAUCAUUUCUGAGCUGGCCUGCUACACCUACUCCAUGGUGGUGGUGCCUCUCUAUGACACCCUGGGUCCUGGAGCCAUCCGGUACAUCGUCAACACAGCGGACAUUUCCACAGUCAUUUGUGACAAGCCUGACAAAGCCAGGACGCUGUUGGACCACGUGGAGAAGAAGGAAACACCAGGGCUGAGCUCCAUCAUCCUGAUGGACCCCUUUGAGAAGGAGCUGAUGGAGAGGGGAAGGCGCUGCGGGGUCCGCAUCCAGAGCAUGCAGGAGGUGGAGGACUGUGGCCGGGAGAACCGACACGCGCCUGUGCCUCCCCGGCCAGAAGAUCUCUCAAUUGUCUGUUUCACCAGUGGCACUACAGGAAACCCCAAAGGUGCUAUGCUGACACAUGGGAACGUGGUGGCUGACUUUUCAGGCUUUUUGAAAGUGACAGAGAAAGUGAUCUUUCCGAGACAGGACGAUGUGCUCAUCUCCUUCCUGCCUCUGGCUCACAUGUUUGAGAGAGUGAUCCAGAGUCAGUGGUCUCCUACUUGUGAGGAUGUUCACAUUUCCUAUUUGCCUUUAGCACACAUGUUUGAGCGAAUGGUACAGUCUGUAGUGUAUUGCCACGGAGGGCGAAUUGGCUUCUUCCAAGGCGACAUCCGCCUGCUGUCUGAUGACAUGAAGGCGCUGCGUCCCACCAUCUUCCCUGUUGUGCCGCGCCUGCUGAACAGGAUGUACGACAAGAUCUUCAGCCAGGCAGACACCUCCCUGAAGCGCUGGGUGCUGGAGUUCGCCGCCAGGCGGAAAAAGGCUGAGGUUCGAAACGGCAUCAUCAGAAAUGACAGCCUGUGGGACAGGCUCUUCUUUAACAAAAUACAGGCGAGCCUCGGUGGGUGCGUCCGCAUGAUCGUGACGGGUGCUGCCCCAGCCUCUCCAACUGUCCUGGGCUUCCUGCGGGCAGCCCUGGGUUGCCAGGUGUACGAGGGGUAUGGGCAGACGGAGUGCACGGCGGGCUGCACCUUCACCACCCCGGGGGACUGGACCUCAGGUCAUGUGGGAGCCCCUUUGCCCUGCAAUUUAAUCAGGCUGAAGGACGUGGAGGAGCUGAAUUACUUUGCUUCUAAAGGAGAAGGAGAGAUAUGCGUGAAAGGACCAAAUGUUUUUAAGGGUUAUUUGAAAGAUGAGGAGAGGACGAGUGAAGCACUGGACCAGGAGGGCUGGCUGCACACCGGAGACAUUGGGAAGUGGCUACCUAAUGGGACACUCAAAAUCAUCGAUCGGAAAAAGCAUAUAUUUAAGCUUGCUCAGGGAGAAUACAUUGCACCAGAGAAGAUAGAGAACAUCUACAUCCGCAGUGACCCCGUGGCCCAGAUCUACGUCCAUGGAGACAGCCUGCAGGCCUUCCUGGUGGGAAUCGUGGUGCCGGAUGCCGAAGUGAUGCCAGGCUGGGCAAAGAAGAGAGGGUUUGAUGGAACGUAUGAGGAGCUGUGUAGAAAUAAGGAACUGCAGAAAGCAAUAAUGGAAGACAUGGUACGGUUAGGGAAGGAGAGCGGGCUUCAUUCCUUUGAGCAGGUCAAAGCCAUUUACAUCCACUCCGACAUGUUCUCAGUACAGAACGGUUUGUUGACGCCGACAUUAAAGGCUAAGAGACCAGAACUGAGAGAUUACUUCAAAAAACAGAUACAAGAGCUAUAUUCCAGCAUCUCCAUCUGAAACCACGGGAAGAACCUUCCGAGUAACGGACUUUGUAGCAAUAUUAGGAUAAUGCUCAAAACUACAGAGCCAGAAUGACACAGCUGAAGCGGAUGAGCAUCUGAAUCUUGCGUCUGAGCCUUUUCUUGUUUUAGGAUUUCACCACUAACCACCAUUUCCCUUUUCCUUCUGUUUUUCAUCGGGUUUGAUAUCAGUUUUAUUCUAUGGACACAGCAGGGCACCAUCAAGAAUUAUGCUAAAUUGCCACAAAAUAUACAGCAAUUUCAAUCCAUGACCGAGGAAAUUAUGGAAACUUAUUAAUGACUAUGAGCAUUUCAAGACUAAACUGGGGAAAGUUUCAGAUAUGUCUGUUGAUAUUUGAUUGUAAAUAACCUACACGUCAGAGACUGAAAUUGUGGAUAAAUCAGUACUGUGGUCUACCUCAAGCUAUCGGCGACUGAUGGUGAAAGCCUGUGUUCUGUGGUCUGUAACUCUGAGCUGGAUAUCGGUUUGUAUAUUAAGUGAUAGUUUUUAUGUUUUCCAGGAUGUAAAUUCCAUCAGUUUGACUUAAUCACUAACAACCUAACAGCCAGAAUCGAAACAAGAACAAAUCUGGUACUUGUGCUCAGCAGGCCUCUCAGUGUGUGACACCUAAUGGACAACCGCUGCUUGGGAUCCCGACAACGUGUUGGCAGUGCUGCAGGGCAGGAGCCCCCAGCCCCCUCCAGCUGAGCCCAGCACCUCCUGCACGGCCAUUUCAGGCAGCCCAGAGCCCCAGGGAUGCUGCAGCACAGCAAAGCAAGGCCUGCAUGAGAGUCACCUGUGUCUGGUCCUUGGUUUAUUACUUUGCAGCCUGGUUGGGCUGGUUCCAUUUUGGAGCAUGUGGUGUGAGCAGAGCUGGGCAACGUGGGUCUUGUCUGGAGAACAGCUGGCCUGGGAUGCAGCCAUGCUGGAGAAGAGGAGGAAAUGUUGCUCCAUGUGGCCAUGAGGACAAUUCUGGCCCCAAAAUGUUGGAGGGAAAUGCAUUGGAUGUGGGUGCUAGGAAAGCACUUCCACGUGCAGAUGCUUGGAUCCACUUAUCACCUGCAUUGACCUCUCUGCAAUAAGCAGCAAGUUUUGCAAGGAAAUACGGGAUCCAUGAGGAGCCAUUGGAAGGGGCCUGGAUUGGAGGCUGGAGAGCAAACUGCCAACAAAAGCACAGUGCAAAGCAGUGAGAAGUCAUGAGAUCAGGGAGUGUGAGCACUGGGACCGCUAAACCUGGCCCUACAUCCAUCUCUGUGCAUUACCAGCUGCUGUGUGCUGCACCAGCACCAUGGGGCUCUGUCUGCUAGACCUCUCUUGCUAGGGCAGCAAAAGCACACGUUUUUCACCAGAGGGUGGUGAGGCACUGGCACAGGUUGCCCAAGGAGGCUGUGGAUGCCCCAUCCCUGCAGGCAUUCAAGGCCAGGCUGGAUGUGGCUCUGGGCAGCCUGGGCUGCUGGUUGGUGACCUGCACACAGCAGGGGGUUGGAGCUGGAUAAGCAUCGCGGUCCUUUUCAACCCAGGCCAUUCUAUGAUUCUCCCUUAGACUGGAAGCCACUGUAGACUCUUGAAACUAAAAGAUAAAUUAUUAAUCCAACGUCUCUCUCAUUUCCCCUCUGAAAUCCCACUGCACGCUUUAAAAAUUAAAUAAAUUGAAUUAAUGGGUUAGUUUUACACAUAGGCUGAUUUAUGGCAGUAAUUUCAGAACAAAGAGAAAGGAAAUUGUUAGCAUAAUCACUCACGCACAGAACGAGGCGAUUUGAUCUAUCAAACGUGGGAGGGUUGGUCUGAAUCCCAUCUGUGCCUGAUUCUUCAUCAGAUUCCAACCUAAUGAUUCAUAUCGGUUGAAAGCAAGUAAGACAAAUCGCUGCUGUGACCUGACGGCGUUGGACCUUCAUUUCUCAUCACUGUACACAGCAAGAGAGCCCCUGGGGAGUCUGAGCGUGGGGUGUGCAGUACCAGAGGCAGUCUGGCUCUUUAGGGCAGGUCAUGCAGGAGUCUCAUCCUGGAGGAGUGCAGCUCAUCCCAUCUGUGGAGCCCAAAAGCAGUCAUCACAUACAGAUGCUUCAGCACAACGAAGGACCUGGCACCAUUUCCUCUCCUCUUUUUUGAAUAACAGCAAAUAUCUGUCAUCUAAGUAAGUACAGGAAAGCUAUUUUCUCCUGACCUGUUUCUACCGCAUGAACUGUAGGAUGAUGCAAAAUCUGGGGAAAAAUCUGGGGGAAAUUCAACCCUGAAGUGUGAAUAUUUUCAGAACUUGCGACAAGCUGUAGGAAUAAACCAACAGCUGCCUCUGUUACUUUCUCAUGCCAUCAGAUAUUGCCCCGCAGAUGACUCUCCAUAAGCAUACCAAAUAUUAUGAGAUUAAAAGUUGCCGUGAGUACAUGAGGAAGGCAUGAGCCAGGCAGAAACGCUUCUCCCCGCCUUGCAGCAGUGUUUGUUUUGCUUUGAGCUCUCUCCAAUCGCUGCACUUCUUGCGAGCAGCAGGGAAAAACCCUGGGGUUGUCCACUAAAUCAGUUUGUUCUUCUCUCACGAUAACCAAUGUCAACACUCAUUUCUAAUGCUUUCUUACUGAAAGAGUUGGGACUCAUUGCUAUUGCAUAGAUGGCAAUGCAUGCUAUGCUUCUCUGUAAACAGCGCUGUUCUUGAUGGCUUAAAGAUGACUGUAUGUAAGUACUCAGUGUCCUUGGGGCAUUAACUCUGCAACCGAGUAAAUGUGACAAGAGAAGCCCUCUGAAAUUGGCACAGCUCUGCUGCUGCUGCAGGUGGGAUCUGUGCAAAAACAUGCUUGCUUUGAGGAACCAUGUGUGACCAGGUAGUUUUACAGCCCCUUCCCCAAAGGCUAUGCGUGCUGCAGCCUGAUCUGUUGUGUUCUUCUAUGUAUCCAAAACCGGAGGUUCUUCCUGGGCCUGGUGCUAUGCCUGUCGGAUCGCUGGAACGCUGCCUCCGGUGAUCACAGAUGGAAGUCAGAAUAAAAUACUUCUUCCAGGAAGAGCAAAUUGCUUAGUUAUAUAUUUUGUAUGUCCUUUGCUCAAUAUAUUGCACAGAAAAGACACACUAAAGUGUGAGCAGGAACCGUGAGACAGUCUCAAUGCCAGGCUGGCAGGAGAUGUGCAGAACAGGCACGCCUGCAGGCUGACACGGCUCACACAGCCCAGGUGAGAGCUGUAGGGGAUGGAUGAAGUCCUGUCCUGCAAUCUGUCACCACUGUUACUACGGAUAUAUCAGCAUCAGCAAAAUCCAGGGUCAUUUCUGCCACGGUUACGAAUCCUUGCACAGAACAGAACGAUCCGACUUUUCCAAUCUCCCGGGACAAAACAAGUUAAAGGAUUUGUUAUUUUCCACGCGUCAGAAGCACAAACUGAUGAUCUAUCUGUAAAUACAUCGCUACAAGAUGAAUGUAUACUGGGAAAGAAUAUACUAUUUUUGCAUGGUGGCUGAUAACUUAAAGACCUCUCGAUGCCUUACGCACACUUCAGCAAAGCGUUUUAUUUACAGGCAAUUCUCUCUGCGUAGUUCUUGUUCCUUUAUCUCACUUUGAUCCCGUCUGUGGAAAAAACACACACCAGAAUUGGAUCUUUGGUUGUUCUUGGAAUUCACUUUCUUCAGUACCUGGCACGUUCCAUGGUUUCCACGCCACAUUUUCUCCCAUUAAAUGGUGAGACUGAGCCUAUUCGUUAUGGGGGAGAAAUCCAUAUUCCUGGAUAACUGGAGAGAAACAGCUUCAGAUGUAUGGAAUUGUUGCAAAAUAAAACAUUUUGAGGCACCCAGAGUCCUUUUAAGCCCUUCAUUUCAGUUUUGUUAUGUAUUUUAGCAAAGUACAAGCAGCAAACGAGCGAUGCGUUCUGUGAGUGCUGCCUAUUCUGGAAGUGAAGGGAUGAGGAUGUAACAUAAACAUCUGUGUAAGAAAACACACUGAUUUUUUCCACGUUGGUACUUGGGUGUGUACGUCAAAAAGUCAUCUGUGGAAACUUUUGUAAAGAAUUAAAUGGUCCUGUUUCUCAAAUCUCAUGGGCUGGCAUACAAUAAAGGCUCUUUGUAAGA